Molecule: messenger RNA, 1023 nt
Organism: Leguminivora glycinivorella
Lineage: Eukaryota; Metazoa; Arthropoda; Insecta; Lepidoptera; Tortricidae
Exons: 3
Coding region: 173-811 (212 amino acids)
Source: RefSeq, a predicted model, not a curated record
UUUAAAAUUCGAAUUUUUUCUAUUAAAAAAAUAAAAAGCGCGGCAAAACGCGCUUUUAGUGGGGCAGAAAAAAGUUUUACGAGUAUUCUUUGCGAUAAACGCAGUGGUGUGGUACAGUUCACCCAUAUAUUUGCUGUUAAUUAUUUUUGUUGAGCUUAUUGGAUUUAACAGAAUGUCGAGCUCAAAGAAAUCUGGUAAAUCUAAGUUUUUGGCAGAAGACUUAAACGAUUUCAUAAAUAAAAGCCAGUUUGUGAAAGAGACUCCUAAGACUGGAAAACCGCAAAAGCGCAACAAGUCAGCAGCACCAGCAUUACAAGAAGAUGGUAUGUCCAGAUUAAUGGUUGAUCAACAAGUGAGCAUGAAAAAAAGAAAGAUUUCAGCAAGUCAAACAUCUGAGACACCUAAUAAAGUCCGGGACACAAUUAUGCAGCAAAUAGAAUCAAGACAACAAUGUAAUGAUCUUAUGCUUAACAACUUGUCCAAUAUCAUAACGCAACUGGAUGCUGAUCACGCACAGAUGAAAGAAAAUCAAGAUAAAUUAGAGCAACUAACUGGAGCCCUAUUGAAGUGUAUUCAACAAUCGAGUGCUGCACAUAAACAAAGUCUGAAGUUGUUAUGGGAAUUCCAUGCUACUUUUAAAAAGAGAUAUGAAGAAAUGAAUGCUCUACACAAAGAACAGAAUGAAAAACUGACAGAAGAAAUAGAGGAUGACCUUAAAAAUUUGGAGCAGCAGUUAAUAAUAGAAACUAAGCGGAGCGGCUGGGACAAUUUACGCAAAACUAUUUUUCAUGCUAUGCAAAAUGAUUUGUAAACUAAUUAUAUUCACAAUGAUUGCAUUUUAUAUUUUAGAGACCUACAUAAUAGGCUUAUUCUUAGGGGAAUAUGAAAAAUGUGAUUUUUCUUAAAAUAAUAAAGAAACUAGCUAUCUGUUACAGGAGUCUAUUUUCAAAAUUUAAAUUUAAUUUUAGAUACAUUGUAAGAGUACCUAUUUUAAGUUAGAAGAAAAAUGUGAUUUCUGUUUGA